Molecule: messenger RNA, 816 nt
Organism: Rotaria socialis
Lineage: Eukaryota; Metazoa; Rotifera; Eurotatoria; Philodinida; Philodinidae
Source: the annotation of a GenBank genome assembly
AUGUUAACAAGAUUUUAUUAUUCGAAUGCAAUCCUCAAUAUUCAACGUGAAAAGCAAAUAAAUAUAUAUUCAGGUCCAUUUUUACGAACAAUAUUUUCCAAAUUAGAAAAUAUGUUACAAAAUUCGUUAUAUGUUAAUCUAUUAUUAACGGGUAUUUUAGCACGAUUAGCACAUUAUUCUCAACCAUUAUUACGCUCACUGUUACUCAAUCAUAGCCUAGUACUUGAAACCAAUGUUAAAUCACUUUUUCAAAUUCUUUCAAAUCUCAAAUCAAAACUCGAAACAAUAUCUCAAACAUUUAAUGAUUUUAAUAAUCUAAUUGAAUUAGCACAUGGUACAUUAUAUCAAAGAGAAAACACUGCGAGAGAAUUUGAUGAAACACAAAAACGAACAUGUACACCGUCGCGAACACGAUCAAAAUCGACUGAACUAGAUGAAGAUGAAGAACGAGUUUUUUUCGAAACUCGACGAACACCUAUAAAAGAACGUUCAUCAAAACGAAGUCGUAUAUUAGACUUCUUUCGUGGUCGUGGUCGACCAGCUAUUCCAGCAGAUAAAAAUUCAAAUGAUAAUCAACAAUUUCAUAUUUCUUUUAUCGAUCAAACAUCGUUGAAAUUUAUUAAUAUUCGCGAUAAUAUUGUCACGCAGCCAAUCAAUGAAUGGGAUGAUCCAAAAACUCGGAAUAUAGCUUAUUGUGCUGUUAUUUAUAAUGAAUUUCUCAAAGAACUGGCUGCAAUAACACUAGAACACAGUGUACAACAAUUUGAUGACGAUCAAAUAUUUGAUGAUAUAUUACCGAUAUCAUUAAUGCUUUAA